CUAUACACUGCUGCAAUUAUUUUCAUGGUAAAAUGAUGCCAGGAGUCUCAGUCUGUAUUGCGCUGAGAACUAAAACGCAUCUUCAAGAUUGGCACUGGUAAAUAAAGAACACCAGAAGAACGAAAAUGAUACAUCUUUUAAGUAUGAUAGGCAUCAUAAUGUUAUGUAUAAGUACCUUGGUAUGUGCCGGGCAGUUACAAGGACAAAUUCACGAGUUCAAAGAAUUUCACGAAAGUCGCUCAUCAAAAACAUCCCAUGAACAAAUUCCAAGACCAGCAGGGAUUCCACAACAGCAGCAGAUGAGAGCUACUACUUGGUCUGAAAACCAUAUGGAGGAAGUCUAUGCUUUUGCCGAAAUGAUUCGUCAACAGUAUAAUCGUAUAAUAGCACCCCACGAUUUUAUGAUCAGUACUCUACAGCCAUAUGAUACAUGGAAUAACUUUUUAAGUAUUCAACAACAACGUCGAGCUGAAGAAAUAUCUCAACAACUGGUUCAUAAUCUCCGGAAAGGUACCUUGUCCCCAAACGACGUAAUGAACUCGACUUUUUUCGUUCAGCUAUCAGCAAAUGAACUUAAUCAGAUGUACGCUUAUGACAAUCAAGAAAUCCAUCAACAACAUGAUGCAUCCUUGAACAUCGAAAAUAAUGAACAGCAGUUCCAACAUCAAACAUCAUUCAUCGAAUUUGAAAAUGUUGAGCCACGUGAAAAUCAAAUUCCUGUUGCGGUUUAUACCGACACUGUUAAUGCACCUUCUAACAUAAUUGAGAUAUACAAUCCCAUUACUCAGCAAUUAGAGUACUAUGUAAAACAGCAUACCGAUUUUGGUGGUAGUUAUGAUCAAUCGUACGAUCAAUUAGUACAGGUACGCGAAAGUGUACCUACUCAAAAAUAUGGCGAAAAUAUACCGAAAGCUACUAUCACACAAAAAUCCGCUUCAAGUGAAGGCUAUUACUCUACCACUUACGAGCAGCAACCAAUUGAUAAUAUGCAAAUAACCCAAAACGUAACUGAAUCUACUGUUAACACUUCGAAAGUUAUGUUAUUAGUUCGGCAAAAAAACACACAAAAGCCACCAACCAUGUCAAACAACACAUCAUUCACCGAAGCUACAACUGUCAGUAAUAUCAUGUCCAUGCUUCCUCACAAGCUCCAGACCCUAAACUAUACAGACAUUCACCGUAAAAUUUUACACGAAAUUAACAAACAUCUAAAAAAUGAAAAUGAAACUGCACAAGAAGAAACGCAUUUUAUUGGCAUGACCAGCAACGCAGAGCAUGAAAAAUUAUCUUAUAAUACAAACGAUGUUUCUGUUCAGUACCAGAAUCGUGGUGAUCAACCAAGUACUGCAGAGGAUUUCAUUUCAGAAAACGUUACCGAAUCUGAACCGGGUAUUGGUAGCUAUGUGAUAUACUCGAAACCAUCGGUAUCAAUAGAGUUAUCUAGUUCAAACGCAUCCAUCAGCAAUGAAUCCUACUCACCUACGCAAAAACCAAAGUUUACGGAGAAACAAAAUUUACCGUAUAACGCUGUAUUAGCACAGAUACCGACAACAACGACAAGGCAGCUAAAUGUAAACUAUUUUGCACCUUUAGCAGAAUUUCCCACAUCUAUGCAUAAUUUCUCAUCGGAGGUUACACAUUAUGCAGGCGGAUCAGAAAUAAAUGAGUUAAACCAGGAAACACAACAAAAAAUAAUUAAUCGCAACCCUAAUGGCACAGCGGAUAUUAUUCGUGAUGGCAGUGAUCAAAUGGAAUAUGAAGAAAUUACAGAAACCGCAUAUUUAGAGGAUACACAACUAUUAGACAACAUGCAGCAGUUUGAAGACGUACAACAAUCGUAUGUGGAAAUUGGAGCGGAGUGGAACGAGCUGCAGCAAGUAAAGACGGAGAAUUAUGGGCCGUUGAUACAGGUUUCGCGACAAGAAAAUAAUCAGAUACCUCAACAGACAAGUAGAAAAUACGAUGAACUGUUGGCAGAUGUUGUUGACACUACAACGUCCCAAUCAAUCAAACUAAACACUGAUAAAACUAAAAAAAAUUGGUUCCAGCGACAAUGGGAUAAAAUUAAAAAUUUGUGAUAAAAAUGUGGUCGAGUGGUUUGUUGCAUUUUUUAAGUGUAAUUGUGUGUGUGUUGUACAAUGAUAACAGUCACUGUUUGUGAUUUAUGAACAUCUUCGUACUAGUGUAAAUUGUACACCACAAAAAUAUGUUUCCUUAAACCUAAACAAAAUAAAAUAAGUGAAAUAUGUUAACAACAGGUUAAUAA
This is a messenger RNA of Wyeomyia smithii (pitcher-plant mosquito), 2266 nucleotides long. RefSeq lists its product as uncharacterized. The transcript is spliced from 6 exons. The record is from RefSeq and is a predicted model, not a curated record. Lineage: Eukaryota; Metazoa; Arthropoda; Insecta; Diptera; Culicidae. Bases 126 to 2078 code for a protein of 650 amino acids.